This is a messenger RNA of Eucalyptus grandis, 3166 nucleotides long. RefSeq lists its product as uncharacterized. The record is from RefSeq and is a predicted model, not a curated record. The transcript is spliced from 2 exons. The coding region runs from base 2524 to 3048 and encodes 174 amino acids. NCBI's taxonomy places the organism in Eukaryota, Viridiplantae, Streptophyta, Magnoliopsida, Myrtales, Myrtaceae.
ACCAAAUUUUUUUUUUUUUAUCGGUUCUCUCCCGACUCUCGUCUCUGAGUCCUUUCGUGUCUCGUCUUGGCUUUUAUCGGUUCUCGUCUGAGUUCUCUCAACGACGAUGGCGACGGCAACUACGACGGCGACGGCGGCAGGGACGGCGAUAAAUCGAGAAUCCUUCGUCCCUCUUCCUUCUACGACGGCAACGGUGACUGAGGGGCCGAGCAUGUCUUGCGCGCGCUCUGCUCUAGACUAAGGGACCGCCAAUGGCUUUAGAUCUGUGAUGCCUCUUGCUUGCUCAGUGAGCUGGGCUAGUUCAAAUCGGUGGAAUUUCUGGUUUUAAUCACCUUCUGAGAUGAUAGAAACUGAAAAGGCUGGUACUUGCCGAUUUAGUUGUUGUAUGUGGGAUUUCUGAUGGAAGUUCUGGGCCGAUGCAGGGGGUUGUUUUCUGGUUUUCUUGGUGGGAAUUUUUAGGUCCUCUUUCAUGUUCAGAGUGCAUUUUGCCCCUUCUAGAUUCAGGCCUUUGAAGCUUGAUCCAGAAUAUUUUGGGCUUGAACAGUACUUUGCGACGAAAAGUCUGACCUCUUCACGGUCAUUUGAAAUAGACGCAUACCAUGGAUUUGGCAUGGUUCCUCUGGCUGAUCUAUGAGUACUAAUUUCUUGCUAACUUUAUUGCGUCAUACUUGGGAUAUUGCUAGGGCCUUUCUGCUAAUGAUUUGAUCCUCUUAGCAACAUGGACAUCAUGUAUUGUAUUAUGAUGUAAUUCUGCUGCAUAUUGAAUGAUUGUCAGUUGCUUGUGCAUAAAACAAGUGGGUUGCAUGGUAUAGCCUUUUAACUAAUUUAUUGAUGACUUUAGACAACUUUUCACAUUUGUGAAUCUGAAAAGAGUUUCUUUCUACUCAGGAUAAGCCAUUUGUAAAUCUCCUUGUCAAGUCCGUAAUAUCAUUGGCAAAGCCAAAUAUACAAUAAGCGAAUCUUUAAUUAGUGAAUCUAGCGAUAUAAAUAGAAAGAGGCUGAGAUUGGUCGCAUGGGAAUACUUUAAAAAGAUAGACAAUAGCCAAGAUAAAGCCGAAUGUCUAUAUUGUGGGGGCUAUUAUUGGUUAGUGGGGGCUAUUAUUGGUUAUUCUAGUACUCAUGGGACGCAUAAUCAUUUAGGGAAAUGUAAGAAUUAUCCAUAUGCGAACAUGGAGAAAAGACAAAGAAAUUCUUCGAAUGAAUAUGUUGGGGUUGGUAGUUCUAUUUCAGUUUGUCCUUGAAAAUUUGAUCAAGAUGUUAAUCGAAAAGAUUUAGCGAUAAUGUUUAUUAUUGGUGAACUUGAGGCAUUUUGGAGAGUCGUGAGUAGAAUUCAACUAAAGUUUUUCAUCCCUUCAAGAAACACAUUAAGGGACGACUGUUGAAAGAAGUAAAUUGAAAAAAUAUUUUUCCGAUACUUCUCAAAGGGUUUGUACACGUGGACUUCAUGUCAAAAUCUAAGUUACAUGUGUCUUACUGCUCACUUUAUAGACGUUGAUUGAAAAUUGCAAGAGAAAAUUUUAAAUUUUUAUCAAAUCCCAGGACAUUUGGUUGAACAUUCGGCUGAGAUUAUAGAGAAAGGGAUUGAAAAAUGCUUAACUAGUUAGGGGAUCAAAGGCAUUUUGUGUAUCACUGUUGAUAAAUUUUUCUGUGCAAUUCUCUAUCCCUUUACUAUUUUAUUAAUUGUGGUAAAAUUAUACACCGGUAAGAUUUGACCACUCCGUCGUUGCAAUAUUUAUUCAAAUUAUUUUAUUUCCGUAGAAUCACCUUUUCACCCGUUAAGUGAUAUUUUAGCCGUAACAAAACUCAUGGGAAAAUGUUGUGGAAAGAUAGUGACACAAAACAGAGGACCAUGACAGAGUCACUCGCCAGUCUUCGUCCCUCUCUCUUUUAGCUCCUCUCCCCAUCCGCUGUAUCGGUCUGUGUCUUCUAGCUCCAUUCCCAGUUCCCUACCGGCGACAAACGAGAAAACAACAAAGGAUACAGUUACUAUCUUUCCUUUAUAGGAAACGUAAACAGCCCUUGACUCCUGUAAACAGAUGCAGAUUACCUCGAGCCAUGGAAAACGCAAAGCUGAACUAUCUUUCUCUCUCUCUCUCUCUCUCCAAGUCAAAAUCACUCAGCAACCGCUCCACUGUCAAUGGCCCGGCGCCGGCGGAAAGUUAUCAAAUUUGUCGAAGACCCGAAGGAGCGCUCCACAGCGCGCUGUAAAAGGCGCAAUGGCCUCCGUAAAAAGACCGAGGAAUUCCACACACUCACCCGCAAUCCCGUCGCCCUCGUCACUAUCAACCCUAAGGGCAAAUGCCACUAUGUCUGUGAACCCACGAUCCCGGAGAUGACCUCCACCUACCGCCGUCUUCAGGGCGACGUGAUGCGGAUGGAGGGUUGGGAAGAGUGGCUGGACUGAGUGGAGAAAGUGUGCGAUUCUUGCAUGACAAAGGAGGGCUGCGAUUCCUGGAGCAGGAAGUGCCUCGCCUUUCUCCGCAAGAGUGGCUGGACUGAGUGGAGAAAGUGUGCGAUUCUUGCAUGACAAAGGAGGACUGCGAUUCCUGGAGCAGGAAGUGCCUCGCCUUUCUCCGCUUCUUGCAUGAGAAGUCGAAGGAUUUGGAGAACUACCCAGCGGUUAAAACCGGUGCUGAUGAUGAUUUUAAAAUUUUGAACGGUGACGAGAUCAAUUCAACUGAAAAGAAUUGCGAGACUACUCCUGCAUUUGCGGCUUUCAAUGAGGAACGUGUUGAUCACGACAUUUCGUUGACCUCGCCGGUCGACUUGGCUGCUACUGGCGGUGAAGGCUCGGGAAUGGUUUCCAACCCCUUGUGCUCCGAUAUCAAGGAUACUGAGUUGCUUUUCGCCUGCCUUAAUGAUUACUCAAAAGACCCCUCUAUCCAGACUGUGCUGGAUUUGGAGAACAACCCAUCGGGUAAUGCUGGUGCUGGAGUUGGAGUUGGUCGUGAUCCUGAAGGUUUAACGAGUUUUGACGAGUUUUGUAAUAAUCACCUCGAGGACAUCACUAUUCUUCCUGAGGUCGAUGGUCGCAGGACUUUGUUGUAGAACUCGUCGGUCGGCUGUGGAAGCUCGGUAGAGUAAUCCUCGCAGCUGUUAAUAAGUUUGGAUGUAUAUCUUGUGAUAAAAAUACGAGUAUAUGAAUUCGGUCAAGUCCUUUAUCUCU